AUGAGGUCUGACCCCUUGGACGCUAUGACUCAGUCCCCAUCCUCCUGGAGUGACAGCACUGACACCGAGAUUAGCAGCUCUGAAUCCAAUUUCAGCCUCUCUGUGGGCUAUUAUCCCUCACAAGAAAUAAACUGCUGUGAGGAAACAGGACCAGAGUGUGAAUCCAUCCAUUUUCUCCCACCCUGCCAAGGAGCAUGGCUGACCGAAAGAAUGGGGAAACCUAAAGGAAGAUAUAGCAAAGUUGAGACCAGCCCAGAACAAUUUUCCAAACUUAGAAUUACUCUAGCAUGGGAUAUUGAUCUGGGCCCUGACCAAUUAUGCUCAGUAUCUAACUGGAAACUGAACAAAGAAAAUAACUGGGCAGGCAUGAAGCAGGAAAGAAAUACCCACCAGACUAUGAGGGAGCUGGAUGGUUUUGUUCAAAAGCUGGAAGCAGACACUCAGAAAGAAGAUACCUUUAUCCCUGGGUCACUUCUGAAAGAUUCCCAGAUCACCACAGUUUCCCCUCUAGAAACCACUAAAACCACCACUACGUCCAUCCAAUAUGAGACUACAUCUCAAGCCUCUCCAACUGUUCCACUGGCAGAAAAUAGACAUCUGGUCCAACCAGUCAUGCCACAGGAGUGCCAGCUCAAAGCAACAAAGCAGUUGCAGACUUGGCAGUACAGGAAGGAAACACCAAGCUACAAGAGGAUAAUAAGCUCUGGAGAAUCCUCCUCACUCUUCACAGAAAAGAGGGAGUACCAGACACCUCCUUCCCCAGGUAGACAGUCGCUGUCCUGUUUAAACAUAGGCAGGAUUGUUCGGUGGUUAAGAGAGCAAGUGAUUUCCUCACUCUCAGGAAAGGAGCAGUCCCAAAACAAGUCCCCUGAAGGCACAAAGCUGCUGGCCCAGAAAAGACAGUGCUCAUGCAGAGAAAGGAGAGUCCAACCCCAGGAUGCUCAAAAAUCUACCUGCCUAUAG
Messenger RNA from Trichosurus vulpecula (common brushtail), 963 nucleotides. It is a transcript of the gene C5H12orf71, whose product is annotated as chromosome 5 C12orf71 homolog. The record is from RefSeq and is a predicted model, not a curated record. The transcript is spliced from 2 exons. Bases 1 to 963 code for a protein of 320 amino acids. Lineage: Eukaryota; Metazoa; Chordata; Mammalia; Diprotodontia; Phalangeridae.